This is a messenger RNA of Exophiala xenobiotica, 2271 nucleotides long. RefSeq lists its product as uncharacterized. Gene Ontology annotation, biological process: defense response; superoxide anion generation. The record is from RefSeq and is a predicted model, not a curated record. The coding region runs from base 454 to 2163 and encodes 569 amino acids. The transcript has 3 exons. Gene Ontology annotation, molecular function: superoxide-generating NAD(P)H oxidase activity. NCBI's taxonomy places the organism in Eukaryota, Fungi, Ascomycota, Eurotiomycetes, Chaetothyriales, Herpotrichiellaceae. Gene Ontology annotation, cellular component: plasma membrane; NADPH oxidase complex.
GGUUUCUGGAUGCUCAGUCCACUGGGCGCCCCCCUUCUGGUUUACCGUCUCAGACCUGUGGCCAGUCUGUAUCAGAUUGCCUUCACUUAGCUAUGGCACCUCUGGACUCCUUAUCAUACCACCCGUAUCACACCACUACGCGACUCGUCUCUGGCCUGGGUAGCCAACAACUGUUCUGGUACGCCUGGAGAACUACCUGGCAUAUAGGAGAUAUCAUUGUUCCGAUGGCUCGUCCUACGACUCCUUCUCUCAUUGCCCAAACUUCGACCGCCGGCUCGGUUCUAACCAUCUCUUACUGUCCUUUUAAUCCAGAUCACUAUCCAAACCCGACAGGGCUUCAAGCACGCCGCUGGUCCGGCUCCUUUCCUUCUUUACCAUAGCAUCAGCGUAUUGAUCACGCACAAUCGACAAUCUUCGAACAAGCGGCUGCUACGGUCAACUGAAUCUACAACCAUGGGAUUCCCUAUUUCCACAACAACGUCAACCAUGGUGGAACGGACAAGGUCAACGGAGUUGAUGAGGAUAUUACUGUCGGGAGAGGUCAGCGGAGAAGCGCCUAGAGAGUUGACACCCAGGGAGAAAUUCCGCAGAUGGAUGGUCAAUGAGGGAUCGCGACGCCUCUUCGUCAGCACCUUCAUCCUCGUCCAUUGUAUGCUGUACGGCUUUGGUUUCAUGAACUACACAAUGAAGGACAACCUCACUCAAGCCCGGGCUACCUAUGGCUACGGAUACCCAAUUGCUCGAUCCGCCGCCUUGGUCCUCCACUUCGAUGUCGCCUGUAUCCUUCUACCAGUCUGCCGCACUCUUAUCUCCCUCGCCCGACAGACGCCACUCAAUGGAAUCAUUCCCUUUGACAAAAACAUCACAUUCCACAAGCUCGUGGGCUAUUCACUGGUCAUCUUUACGUGGGUCCACACUAUCGCUCAUUUGCACAAUGUCGCCCAACUCUCCGCCAAGGGCCACGGAGGUUUCAUAGGCUUUGUCAAGCUCAACUUCCUGACAGGUCCGGGCUGGACGGGCUACGUUUUGACCAUCUCCAUCAUGGCCAUGUUCUUUACCGCACUUGACAAGCCCCGGCGGGCUAAUUACGAACGCUUCUGGAAUACUCACCAUCUUUUCGUCCUAUUCUUCAUCAUGUGGUCAAUUCACGGAAUCUUCUGCAUGAUCCCUGCGGACACAAAGCCCACCUGUUUUGGUAAUGGCUCUUUCUACCAGUGGUGGAUGGUGGGUGGCUUCACCUAUCUCGCCGAGCGUAUUAUGCGCGAAAUCCGUGGCACCCACAAGACCUAUAUAACCAAGGUUAUUCAGCACCCCUCAAAUGUUGUCGAAAUACAAAUCAAAAAAGAGCACACCAAGACUCGCGCAGGCCAAUAUAUCUUUCUCUGCUGCCCAGAAGUCUCAAUUUGGCAGUAUCAUCCUUUUACUCUGACCUCAGCGCCCGAGGAAGACUAUAUUUCCGUGCAUAUCCGUAUGGUUGGGGACUUCACGAAACAGCUCGGUAGAGUCCUUGGAUGCGAGGGUUUGGACAAAAACGAAUCCAAGAGAGCCAAUGACUCAGCAAGACUUAUAUCCGACGAAGACAACAUAAAACUCAGCACACUCCUCCCGCGUCUCUAUAUUGACGGGCCCUUCGGCUCCGCCUCAGAAGAUGUCUUCAAGUUUGAGACAGUGCUGCUGAUUGGCGCGGGUAUCGGCGUCACCCCGUUUGCAUCAAUCCUAAAAUCGAUCUGGUACCGCAUGAAGGAUCCUUCUGCAAGCAAGACACGGCUGCGGAAGGUAUACUUCUUCUGGGUGUGCCGAGACUUUGGGUCGUUGGAGUGGUUCAAGUCUUUGCUCACAGCCAUUGAGAGCGAGGAUAAGAGCCAUGCUAUUGAGAUUCAUGCAUACCUGACAGCAAAAAUCACAUCCGCUCAGGCUUCCAACAUUGUCCUGAACUCGGGGGACACAGAUGCCAUCACCGGUCUCCGUACACCCACGAGUUUUGGACGCCCCAACUGGGAUAUGGUGUUCCGGGGAAUCCGCAAGCUCCAUUGGCCGGGUGAGUGCGGCGUCUUCUUUUGCGGACCGAAAGGGUUGGGUGCGGAUUUGCACAUAAAAUGCAACAUGUAUACGGAAGCGGGCGAUAAAGGCUUCAGCUUUGUGUGGGGGAAGGAGAACUUUUGAAAGCGGACUCGAGUCAAUACCCUGAGAGUCGAAUUGCUGGCUUCACGCUCGAAUGGCUUGUAUAAUUAGGUAGAAUUCCAUUGCAAGGAGAUCUUUCUCAUCACACCG